UUCUCGCGCCCCUUGAACGUUUUCCGAACGUUUUUGAACAGUGACAGUGUUGUAAUUUGUGAUUAAUCUUAAGUGCGACACGGGAUAGAGUGCGGUACUGUGUGAUGUGAAAAUUUGGUGCCGUGUCUAGGUUUCUGGAGGGGUUGCAUUUCAUGCUGCGGAAAAAUGGUAUGCUGCUGCGUAAAGUUGUGAUUUUGGUGGCGAAUUCAAUUGUGUAAAGAUGAGAUGGCGAGUGGCGAGCGGUAUGGGCGUACCGCUAGCUGCUGCUGUCUUCUUCAUGCUGCCACUCUUCACAUCAUCCACCGGAGACAUACGACAUCACGGCACAUCGCGCGCUCGGGGGUGGCGAGCGGGAGUGCAGCCGUCGGCUGACGUCACAGCCAACAACUCAGUCAGCAAUAUCACUGCCCAGCUCGGGGGCACUGCCUAUCUUCACUGCUUGGUCGGCCAUUUGAGUGAACGAGGGCAAGUCUCGUGGAUCAGGAAACGUGACUGGCAUAUAUUGAGCUCAGGGAAAUUCACCUACACCAAUGAUGAACGGUUUCAGGUUCUGCACGGUGAGGGAUCCGAAGACUGGACGUUGCAGAUCAAAUUUGUCCAGAAAAGGGACAACGGGACUUACGAAUGCCAGGUGUCGACACGAACUGGCAUCAUUUCCCACUACGUGAGGCUGCAAAUUGUCGUGCCGGAGGCUUUCAUCCUGGGUUCUGGGGAGCACCAUGUCGACAUGGGCAGCGUCAUACACCUCAUAUGCAUCGUGGAGAAGAGCCCAACUCCGCCGCAAUACGUGUUCUGGUACCACAACGACCGCAUGAUCAACUAUGACGCAACGCGCGGCGGGAUCACAGUGGAAACGGAGCCGGGUGCGCGCACGCAGUCCCGGCUGACGGUGCGCGGCGCCACGCUCAAGGACUCGGGCAACUACACCUGCAGUGCUAGCAACACUGAGCCCGCUUCUAUACACGUCUUCGUCUCGGAAGGCAGUAACAAGAUGGCGGCUAUCCUACGCCGCAACACGAGCGCGAUCCACGGCAUCACGUCGAGUGUCACUUGUCUUCUACUCCUCGCUUCUGUCAUGGUGCACUUUGGUCUGCGAUGACGGUAGAGCCGCUCAGGUGUAGAUAAGUGUCUAGUGUAGCCUGGUUUGUACAGGAGAUUUGGGGAUAUGCGUGGAUACUUGUCAUUUAUAUUAAUGGUACUUAUAGACAGCUAAAAACCAUUUAAAAUAAUAGUGUUAGCGAUGUUGCAAACGCUUAUGACAACCAUAAGGUGAAGGUCAUAAAACAUAUAAAAAUAUAUGAAAUUGACAUGUCACCUUAAGUCAACCCUGGAAAUUGACAUGAUCGUUUGCAACUUGGCUAUGGCCCCUGCACAGAACGAUACCUUCGAUAGUAACAGCAUCAAUGCAAUUGAAAACUCUAUUCUUGUUAUUAACAACCCUAUCGAUAUUUUACGUGAGUUUCAAGGUCAAAUCGAUGGUCGUUCGCUCUUAGAUACAUCUACGGCACGACGGGUGCAGGU
Molecule: messenger RNA, 1521 nt
Organism: Pectinophora gossypiella (pink bollworm)
Lineage: Eukaryota; Metazoa; Arthropoda; Insecta; Lepidoptera; Gelechiidae
Product: hemicentin-2-like
Exons: 9
Coding region: 221-1099 (292 amino acids)
Biological process (GO): synapse organization
Cellular component (GO): neuron projection membrane
Source: RefSeq, a predicted model, not a curated record